Messenger RNA from Lindgomyces ingoldianus, 1675 nucleotides. Its product is annotated as Zinc/iron permease. Gene Ontology annotation, molecular function: metal ion transmembrane transporter activity. Gene Ontology annotation, cellular component: membrane. The record is from RefSeq and is a predicted model, not a curated record. The transcript has 3 exons. NCBI's taxonomy places the organism in Eukaryota, Fungi, Ascomycota, Dothideomycetes, Pleosporales, Lindgomycetaceae. Gene Ontology annotation, biological process: transmembrane transport; zinc ion transport. Bases 162 to 1478 code for a protein of 438 amino acids.
CCCUUUACUACCUCCCAUCUCCAGGACCCUCUCACCAGUGUCACCACCGCCAUGACAUGAGGAGGGUUAGUUAGGAUUCACGUGGUGUUCAUCGUUCGUUCAUAUUGGGGCUGUCUUGUUUCAUCGCCACCUGUCGCGUUAUUUCAUCAACUCUCCUCAACAUGUGGGACGGACUUUUUAUGCUGCUCACUCUGAGCACUGUCAUGGCAAUUGCCUCCUUCCUCGCCGGCAUCCUUCCUCUCUCCUUCACCCUGUCGCCGCGCCAGCUCCGCUUCAUAACCCUCCUCGGUACCGGCGUCCUUGUCGGCACGGCGCUCAUUGUCAUCAUACCCGAGGGCAUUGAGACUAUGUACAGUGCCGCUGGGAAGGGACACGCACAUGGGACUCGAGAUGUCCAGCUCCCGUCCAUCUCAGGCCAGCAGAAGGAUCUGAAACACCCUGGCCAAUUUCCUUCGAUAGAAAGAUCAGAAGCAAGUGAAUUCCUCCCACUGGAGAGGUCGGAGGCAGUCGAUACCAGUUUCGUGAGAGGCGGUGCCGUCAAAGCCCCUGCGGCCAUCAUUGUCGAGAGGACUCCUGAAGACAAGCCAAAACAGGAAGGAAAGAAGGCGGACGAAGACGAGCCGAAGCCGCAGAAAGGUGGUGACGACGAUUCAACUGAAGGCCAUAAAGAAGGCCACAACCGCAUUCAUGCUCCUGAGGGCCAGGGCAAUGAUGGAGGCCCCGACGAGGAACGCGAUCCGCACGCCUAUGUUGGGGUGGCUUUGGCCUUGGGUUUCAUUCUCAUGUUUCUGGUGGACCACCUCCCGGCGACGCUGGCCUCUGCAAAGCCAAAGUACCAACCCCUCCACAUCUCGCUCUCUGACCUGUCCCGAGGGCCACACAAUUCUUCUACUGCAACCCUCACUUCCUCUCCACCUCCCGGUCCUGAGCCAACACCUCCGUCUCGAUCUUCAUCAACCACCAUCGGUCUCAUAAUCCAUGCGUGCGCAGACGGGAUAGCACUUGGGGCUUCCUCAACCGCACCGUCAACGGCUCUAUCUCUAAUCAUCUUCCUCGCAAUCAUGCUCCAUAAAGCCCCGGCCGCCUUCGGGUUGACCUCCGUCCUCCUCAAACAAGGACUCUCAAAGCGGACUGCACGAACGCACCUCAUAUUCUUCAGCUUAGCCGCUCCUGCUGGUGCUGUGGCGACAUGGGCGAUUGUGAAUUUCCUAGGACGAACUCGACUUGGGGGAGAGGAUGGCUUAGCCUUCACGACAGGUUGGAUAUUAUUGUUCUCUGGGGGCACUUUCUUAUAUGUGGCCAUGCAUUCAAUGACGGAGAUGACGUCGCCUUCCCUUUCCCACGACGAUCCGACCGCAAAUGGGUACAUAACCAGUAGCAGCCGGGGGGAGAAGAGUGCGCUCUCUAAAUCUGACAUUGCUACUGCGACAGUGGGAAUGCUCGUGCCCCUGGUGACGCAGGUGGGGCAUGUGCAUUAGGGCGUUUGUCAUUUGGGAGGAGUGCAUACAAGGACGGCGAAAUCGAUCUCAAUGCUUGGGUAAAGGGACUUUAAACACACAAUGAUACCAUCGAGCUGUUGACAUAUCACAGCUACGAAUAUGCAAGAUUGGUCUUAGAUUUUAGUUUUAGUUUAGCGUUGUUUUCCUUUCUAGUUGAUGCAUUAUUUCUUAAGCAC